Molecule: messenger RNA, 6373 nt
Organism: Pelodiscus sinensis (Chinese soft-shelled turtle)
Lineage: Eukaryota; Metazoa; Chordata; Testudines; Trionychidae
Source: RefSeq, a predicted model, not a curated record
GGCGCGUGCGGGAGGGCGCACCGAUCCGUAGGGGCUGCGGUAUUUGGGGGGGUUCCCUCCCCGGUAAGAGGGGCGGGGGUCCCGGAGCAGGGGAGGAGGGAGACAAGACCGUUUCAGCCGCAGGACAAGGCCGCCGCCUCGCGCGGGCGCGUCACGUGAUCCAAUAUGCACGGGGGGCCGCCCUCCGGGGACAGCGCGUGCCCGCUGCGCACUAUCAAGCGCGUGCAGUUCGGCAUCCUCAGCCCUGAUGAGAUGAAACGGAUGUCAGUGACGGAGGGGGGGAUCAAGUACCCUGAGACAACAGAAGGGGGCCGCCCCAAGCUGGGGGGCUUGAUGGACCCCCGUCAGGGAGUGAUUGAGAAGACAGGCCGGUGCCAGACAUGUGCAGGGAAUAUGACCGAGUGUCCAGGCCACUUCGGGCACAUCGAGCUGGCCAAACCAGUCUUUCAUGUGGGCUUCUUGGGCAAGACCAUGAAGGUUCUGCGCUGCGUCUGCUUCUUCUGCUCCAAGCUGCUGGUGGACUCGAACAACCCGAAGAUCAAAGACAUCCUUGGAAAGUCGAAAGGGCAGCCCAAGAAGCGGCUGACCCAUGUCUACGACCUGUGCAAGGGCAAGAACAUCUGCGAGGGCGGGGAGGAGAUGGACAACAAGUUUGGCGUGGAGCAGCCAGAAGGAGACGAGGACCUGACCAAGGAGAAGGGCCACGGGGGCUGCGGCCGGUACCAGCCGCGCAUCCGACGCACUGGCCUGGAGCUCUAUGCCGAAUGGAAACACGUCAAUGAGGAUUCGCAGGAGAAGAAGAUCCUGCUUAGCCCAGAGCGGGUGCACGAGAUUUUCAAGCGCAUCUCGGACGAGGAGUGUUUCAUUCUUGGCAUGGAGCCCAAGUUUGCCCGGCCUGAGUGGAUGAUCUGCACUGUCCUGCCCGUGCCCCCACUCUCUGUCCGUCCAGCCGUAGUAAUGCAGGGCUCUGCCAGGAACCAGGAUGACUUGACCCACAAGCUGGCUGAUGUCGUGAAGAUCAACAACCAGCUGAGGCGCAAUGAGCAGAACGGGGCAGCUGCCCAUGUCAUUGCUGAGGAUGUGAAGCUGCUGCAGUUCCAUGUGGCCACUAUGGUGGACAAUGAGUUGCCUGGCCUGCCCCGGCUGCCAGCACAACCCUAUGUGGAGCACCCCCUCAAGUCCCUGAAGCAGCGGCUGAAGGGGAAAGAGGGGCGUGUGCGGGGAAACCUGAUGGGGAAGCGGGUGGAUUUCUCCGCCCGGACGGUCAUCACUCCAGACCCCAACCUCUCCAUCGACCAGGUGGGGGUACCCCGCUCCAUAGCUGCCAACAUGACAUUUGCCGAGAUAGUGACACCCUUCAACAUAGACAGGCUGCAGGAACUGGUGCGCAGGGGCAACAGCCAGUACCCGGGGGCGAAGUACAUCAUCCGAGACAACGGCGACCGCAUUGACCUGCGCUUCCAUCCCAAGCCCAGUGACCUGCACCUGCAGAUCGGCUACAAGGUGGAGCGGCACAUGUGUGAUGGAGACAUCGUCAUCUUCAACCGCCAGCCCACGCUGCACAAGAUGUCCAUGAUGGGCCAUCGAGUGCGGAUCCUGCCCUGGUCCACCUUUCGCCUCAAUCUCAGUGUGACCACCCCGUACAACGCUGACUUUGAUGGGGAUGAGAAGCCCCUGCCCCUGCCUCAGUCGCUGGAGACGCGGGCGGAGAUCCAGGAGCUCGCCAUGGUGCCCCGGAUGAUUGUCACGCCCCAGUCCAACCGGCCAGUCAUGGGCAUCGUGCAGGACACGCUCACAGCUGUCCGCAAGUUCACCAAACGGGACGUCUUCUUGGAGAGGGGCGAGGUGAUGAACUUGCUCAUGUUCCUGUCCACGUGGGAUGGGAAGGUGCCGCAGCCAGCCAUCCUCAAGCCCCGCCCACUCUGGACAGGCAAACAGAUUUUCUCCCUCAUCAUUCCGGGGCACAUCAACUGCAUCCGCACACACAGCACCCACCCCGACGAUGAGGACAGUGGGCCCUACAAGCACAUCUCUCCCGGCGACACCAAGGUGAUCGUAGAGAAUGGCGAGCUCAUCAUGGGCAUCCUCUGCAAGAAAUCACUGGGCACCUCGGCUGGCUCCCUGGUGCACAUCUCCUAUCUGGAGAUGGGACAUGACACAACCCGCCUCUUCUACAGCAACAUCCAGACUGUCAUCAACAACUGGCUGCUCAUUGAGGGUCACACCAUUGGCAUUGGGGACUCCAUCGCUGAUGCCAAGACCUACCAGGACAUUCAAAACACCAUCAAGAAAGCCAAGCAGGACGUCAUAGAGGUGAUUGAGAAGGCUCACAACAAUGAGCUAGAGCCCACGCCAGGCAACACGCUGCGGCAAACCUUCGAGAACCAGGUGAACCGCAUCCUGAAUGAUGCCCGUGACAAGACUGGCUCCUCCGCCCAGAAGUCCCUGUCAGAGUACAACAAUUUCAAGUCCAUGGUGGUGUCGGGCGCCAAGGGCUCUAAGAUCAACAUCUCCCAGGUCAUUGCUGUGGUGGGGCAGCAGAACGUGGAGGGGAAGCGGAUCCCAUUUGGCUUCAAGCACCGCACGCUGCCCCAUUUCAUCAAGGACGACUACGGGCCUGAGAGCCGGGGCUUCGUGGAGAAUUCCUACCUGGCUGGCCUGACACCCACCGAGUUCUUCUUCCACGCCAUGGGUGGGCGUGAGGGUCUCAUUGAUACAGCCGUCAAGACAGCCGAGACGGGGUACAUCCAGCGGCGGUUGAUCAAGUCCAUGGAGUCUGUGAUGGUGAAGUACGACGCCACAGUGCGCAACUCUAUCAACCAGGUGGUGCAGCUGCGUUACGGCGAGGACGGACUGGCGGGAGAGAGUGUGGAGUUCCAGAACCUCGCCACGCUCAAGCCCUCUAAUAAGGCCUUUGAGAAGAAGUUCAAGUUUGACUACACGAACGAGCGGGCGCUGCGGCGCACCCUGCAGGAGGAGAUGGUGAAGGACAUCCUGAGCAAUGCCCACAUCCAGAAUGAGCUGGAGAGGGAAUUUGAAAAGAUGCGGGAGGACCGUGAGGUGCUGAGGGUCAUCUUCCCCACUGGAGACAGCAAGGUGGUGUUGCCCUGCAACUUGCUUCGCAUGAUCUGGAACGCCCAAAAGAUCUUCCACAUCAAUGCGCGCCUGCCCUCUGACCUGCACCCCAUCAAGGUGGUGGAAGGUGUGAAGGAGCUGAGCAAGAGGCUGGUGAUCGUGAAUGGGGAUGACCCGCUGAGCCGGCAGGCACAGGAGAACGCCACCCUGCUCUUCAACAUCCACCUGCGCUCCACCCUCUGCAGCCGGCGCAUGGUGGAGGAGUUCCGCCUCAGCGGGGAAGCCUUCGACUGGCUGCUGGGCGAGAUCGAAUCCAAGUUCAACCAGGCCAUUGCUCACCCGGGCGAGAUGGUGGGUGCCUUGGCGGCCCAGUCGCUGGGUGAACCCGCCACCCAAAUGACUCUGAACACUUUCCACUACGCUGGUGUCUCGGCCAAGAAUGUCACACUGGGUGUUCCCCGCCUCAAAGAACUGAUCAACAUCUCCAAGAAACCCAAGACUCCCUCCCUCACAGUCUUCCUGCUGGGGCAGUCCGCCCGCGAUGCUGAGCGGGCCAAGGAUAUUCUGUGCCGGUUGGAGCACACAACGCUGCGCAAGGUGACAGCCAACACAGCCAUCUACUACGACCCCAACCCUCAGAGCACUGUGGUGGCGGAAGACCAGGAGUGGGUGAAUGUCUACUACGAGAUGCCCGACUUCGAUGUCAGCCGCAUCUCGCCCUGGCUGCUCCGUGUCGAGCUCGACCGCAAGCACAUGACCGACCGCAAGCUCACCAUGGAGCAGAUUGCUGAGAAGAUUAAUGCGGGCUUUGGUGACGACUUGAACUGCAUCUUCAAUGACGACAAUGCAGAGAAGCUGGUGCUGCGGAUCCGCAUCAUGAACAGCGAUGAGAACAAGAUGCAGGAGGAGGAGGAGGUGGUGGACAAGAUGGAUGAUGACGUGUUCCUUCGCUGCAUCGAGUCCAACAUGCUGACGGACAUGACUCUGCAGGGCAUCGAGCAAAUCAGCAAGGUGUACAUGCACCUGCCGCAGACAGAUAACAAGAAGAAGAUCAUUAUCACUGAGGACGGGGAGUUCAAGGCCCUGCAGGAGUGGAUCCUGGAAACAGACGGGGUUAGCCUCAUGCGCGUGCUGAGCGAGAAAGAUGUGGACCCCGUGCGCACCACCUCCAAUGACAUCGUGGAGAUCUUCACCGUGCUGGGUAUCGAGGCAGUGCGCAAGGCCCUGGAGCGGGAGCUCUACCACGUCAUCUCCUUCGACGGCUCCUACGUCAACUACCGCCACUUGGCGCUGCUGUGCGACAUCACCCGGCACGGGGUCAACCGCCAGGAUACCGGGCCCCUCAUGAAGUGUUCCUUCGAGGAGACGGUGGAUGUGCUGAUGGAGGCAGCAGCCCAUGGGGAGAGCGACCCCAUGAAGGGGGUGUCGGAGAACAUCAUGCUGGGGCAGCUGGCCCCCGCCGGCACAGGCUGUUUUGACUUGCUGCUGGAUGCUGAGAAGUGCAAAUAUGGCAUGGAGAUCCCCACCAAUAUCCCGGGACUGGGCGUGGGCGUCCCCACCGGCAUGUUCUUCGGCUCUGCCCCCAGCCCCAUGGGGGGGAUGUCGCCUGCCAUGACCCCCUGGAACCAGGGCGCCACCCCAGCCUAUGGAGCCUGGUCCCCAAGUGUUGGAAGCGGCAUGACACCUGGUGCUGCAGGUUUCUCUCCCAGUGCUGCCUCUGAUGCCAGUGGCUUCAGCCCUGGCUAUUCCCCAGCGUGGUCUCCCACUCCUGGCUCUCCCGGCUCCCCAGGGCCCUCCAGCCCCUAUGUACCAUCACCAGGUGGGGCCAUGUCCCCCAGCUACUCCCCGACAUCACCAGCUUAUGAGCCCCGAUCACCUGGAGGUUAUACACCCCAGAGUCCCAGCUACAGCCCUACGUCCCCCUCGUACAGCCCUACGUCGCCCUCCUACUCCCCCACCAGCCCCAACUACAGUCCAACCAGUCCCAGCUAUAGUCCAACGUCUCCUAGUUACAGCCCAACCAGUCCCAGCUACAGCCCCACAUCACCUAGUUAUAGCCCAACCAGUCCCAGCUACAGUCCAACAUCUCCUAGUUACAGUCCGACCAGUCCUAGCUACAGCCCCACAUCACCAAGCUAUAGUCCGACCAGUCCCAGCUACAGCCCCACAUCACCAAGCUACAGUCCAACCAGUCCCAGCUACAGUCCCACAUCGCCUAGUUACAGCCCCACUAGCCCAAGCUACAGCCCAACAUCACCUAGCUACAGUCCCACCUCUCCCAGCUACAGCCCAACCAGCCCCAACUACAGCCCGACUUCUCCCAACUAUACCCCUACCAGCCCUAGCUACAGCCCAACAUCUCCUAGCUACAGCCCCACCAGUCCAAACUAUACCCCAACCUCACCAAACUAUAGCCCCACCUCUCCUAGCUACAGCCCAACCAGUCCCAGCUACAGCCCGACGUCUCCUAGCUACUCGCCAUCCAGCCCACGCUACACCCCACAGUCACCUACCUACACCCCCAGUUCUCCCAGCUACAGCCCCAGCAGCCCCAGCUACAGCCCGACCAGUCCCAAGUAUACCCCAACCAGCCCCUCCUAUAGCCCCAGCUCGCCGGAGUACACCCCGACCUCCCCCAAGUACAGUCCGACCUCCCCCAAGUACAGUCCGACCUCCCCCAAGUAUAGCCCGACCUCACCAACCUACAGCCCCACCACCCCCAAGUACAGUCCAACCUCGCCAACCUACUCCCCAACCUCCCCCGUACCGACCAGCCCCACCUACAGCCCCACCUCCCCCAAAUAUAGCCCCACCUCCCCCACCUACAGCCCCACCUCACCGAAGGGCUCGACUUACUCCCCAACUUCGCCUGGCUAUAGCCCCACCUCGCCGACCUACAGCCUCACCAGUCCAGCCAUCAGCCCUGAUGACAGUGAUGAAGACAACUGAGCUGGCCAGGAGAGGACACUAUUUCUGGCCCCGACAUCACCCUUGUCCUUGCAGGGGGAGGGGGGAGUGGGCAGGUAGGAGUCUGAUGUCUCUUUGCGGGGACAGUCACCUCUGGAAAUCCAGGGGCCAGGAGUAUCUCAUCUCCAUUGGGGUAGGCUAGGGGGCUUGUGUCCCUUUAAUUCCUUGUGGGGUAGUACAAGGGGGGCAAAAAUAUGGGGGUAUGUGGAUUUGUGACACCCCCCCCCCCCCUCCAACCAGGGCUGAAUUGUGCCUCCUGUUUUAAUUCUCUUUGUACAUACAUUUAGACUACCUAGUGGCAGGGGCAGAGUUUUGCUGCAAUUUGGGGGCC